Molecule: messenger RNA, 228 nt
Organism: Diversispora eburnea
Lineage: Eukaryota; Fungi; Glomeromycota; Glomeromycetes; Diversisporales; Diversisporaceae
Source: the annotation of a GenBank genome assembly
AUUCCUGGUCUUCCCGAAAUACUUGUCAGUGUAAAUCCCAACACACAUCCAGGUUUAUUAGGUAUAUGCUUAAGCGGGGCAGGUCCCACAAUUUUGGUUCUCGCUACACAUAAUUUUGAUAAUAUCUCCGAAACUAUUACAAAUAUAUUUUCUGAAAAAGGAAUAGACACUGUUGUAAAAGUGUUGGAAAUUGUUAAUGAGGGAGCUCAAGUAGUUGAAACUCAUUAA